Messenger RNA from Ornithodoros turicata, 2248 nucleotides. RefSeq names its product homeobox protein orthopedia B-like. The record is from RefSeq and is a predicted model, not a curated record. The transcript has 6 exons. Gene Ontology annotation, molecular function: DNA-binding transcription factor activity, RNA polymerase II-specific; DNA binding. NCBI's taxonomy places the organism in Eukaryota, Metazoa, Arthropoda, Arachnida, Ixodida, Argasidae. Gene Ontology annotation, biological process: neuron differentiation; regulation of DNA-templated transcription. The coding region runs from base 181 to 1104 and encodes 307 amino acids.
ACGAACUGAUCCCUGCGACGGAGCGGAAAAAAUUGUGGUCCCGUUUUCCCCCACCUGCAAAAAUCGUACUUGGGCAGAAAUCGUCGGUUUUCAAAAGAGGAAAUCUGCUCGUGCCAUGCCUGAGCGAAGCGGUUGGACGACGGUACGCCGCCGACGGUGCAACGACGUGCAAUCGUUUCGAUGGACGUGAGAGUGGCAGGAUCCCUAUCUGCGUCCCACGUGUCUCCGAUGCGGAGCCCUAUGGCAGAGCUGCACGAGGGCCGGCAGAGGGCGCUGGAACUCAGCCUUCACCUCCUCAAGACCUAUUCUUCGUACAAUGCCGGCCUACAGGGAAACCCACACCACACGACGCAGCAUCACCACGCACCCAAGACCGAACUCAGUCCUACGUCAGAAUCCCUCAAGCCUUCGGACCCUUCGGCCCCUUCUCAACACGGCGUCACCCUCCAAGUGCUGGAGCCCGCCGUUCCCUCUAAUACUCACAGUGGGGGAAUUUCAACCCCCGGAGGCCCUCCGCAAACCCCUUCGCACCACGUCGGGGGCUCCAUAGGAGCAUCGAACACCAUGGUGCACGGAGAUGGGACCGAGAAGCCAGCCAAACAGAAGCGACACCGGACGAGGUUUACACCGGCCCAGCUUCAAGAGUUGGAGAGGAGCUUCUCAAAGACCCAUUAUCCAGACAUCUUCAUGAGGGAGGAAUUGGCCAUGAGGAUUGGUCUUACAGAGUCCAGGGUUCAGGUCUGGUUCCAGAACAGAAGAGCUAAGUGGAAAAAACGUAAGAAGUCGACGAACGUGUUCCGGAGCCCCGGUUCCCUGUUACCCUCCCACAGCCUUCCCCCUUUCGGGUCCGUCGGUGGGGCAGACAGCCUCAGUGCAUUUGGAGCGGACGCAGGUCCACCCCGUUGGGCUCCCCACGCAGUGCCCCAGAUGCCCCCUUUGGGACCCUCACUCGGCCGCCAGCCAGGAUUACCUCCGCCGACCUCCAUGGCAGCUGCAGCAGCCAUAGGGCAGGCGGCAAAUUCCUGUGGUCCACCCGACUUUGGAAACUGCUACAACUCAUUACAGUCAUGGAAUAUGUUGGACACAAACAUAUUAUGGAACUAGGGGUCGUUUUUUAUAGGUGUUGACGUGCUGAGCUGACAUCCUGUACAUACCAACGCCGUCGAGCAGAGCCGUCUGCAACCUAAAGAAGCAGAAACACCACCGCAGACUACCGCUUCAAAAUAUCGUCUGCCAUUCGGUGUUUCCGUUCUAACUUUUACGCCGGCGCUACAUCGAGCAGAACGAUUCCGUGCCUGCUUCCGUUGCCAUGACAACGGUCGUGCCGCUGAAGCGAGCAUGUGCAGUGUGCUUCCUGCCUCCGUUGCUAAGCGACAGCUUCCGCACUUCGACGUCCCCUAUUGCGACGCUCAUGAGAAGCACGGAGAAAUUGCGUCUGCUUCUAUCGCCAUCGCAGCUCGGUGACCUGAACCGCAGCGUGACACCGCUUGAUACUCUAGAUGGGAUGAUAAGUGACGUCUGUUGUAAAGACUGCGACGUCAUCGAAAGACGUAGUGCGUGUGUGUGCGUGUGUGUGUUCUGUCUGUUUCAAGAAACGGACGGGACAUUCUGUUUCUUCAUUACUGAGCUUACAUAUUGGAAUGGGUCGGAUCACGUGCAAUGCUCACAAUUUUAUGGAGUUCUUUGAGAAUUUCUAUAAUCAAGUUACUAUAUUUUUCUGUAUAUUUUCCUUUGUUCUCUUAUCCAAUGCAUUCUGUGAUGCGUAGGCAGGGGUAGUUAAUUUAUUUUUCAUGCCUCUCCAACGAAUUUAUGUUCCUAAAACGGGCUGAAUGAGUGACUGAUUAGACAUCAAGUAUUCUAAAUUUACCCAGGGAUUACUGAAAACAAAAGCAAGAAAAAACUGUGUUAUUUCAAACUCGCUAGGCAUGGCAAUUGUAUACAUCCAACCAAUUCGCAAAAGCCCAGUGUAAAUGAUAAAUUAAUUUGCGACCGGAAUGCACCAGAAUAGCCUUGCGAAUUUAUAAAAAUAAGAGAUUUUGCACCUUCUUUCACCCCUUGUUUACCAGAAACUGUGCUGAAGUCUGGACAUCUUCAUCACAAUAUGUUUGCAAAAGUCACCCGUUGAAUCCGUAAGUUUAAUCUUAUUUAAACUGUUCCAAUAUCUCGCUUGCCAGCCUUGAGUGUGCAUCCCCUACAAGACAGAAUGUGUCACGACUGAGAACAUUCGGAUAAAGUUCCUGAAUUAAUA